Messenger RNA from Saccostrea echinata, 2524 nucleotides. Its product is annotated as beta-1,4-galactosyltransferase 7-like. The transcript has 5 exons. The coding region runs from base 194 to 1126 and encodes 310 amino acids. Gene Ontology annotation, biological process: proteoglycan biosynthetic process; carbohydrate metabolic process. NCBI's taxonomy places the organism in Eukaryota, Metazoa, Mollusca, Bivalvia, Ostreida, Ostreidae. The record is from RefSeq and is a predicted model, not a curated record. Gene Ontology annotation, molecular function: xylosylprotein 4-beta-galactosyltransferase activity.
ACUUAUGUUUGCUUGGAGAAAUUCAGAAAAAUCACUUUUUCACUAGCUUUAGGGUGAAUACAAAUCAUCAGUGUCGCCAGAACUUUUUUCUCCAGUCAGAUGGAUAGGUGCUCAAGUUGUCUUUUAUAAACGAUAUCUAAACAAAAAUAAUCUUUCGUUUGUAAAGAUUUAUCUACUUGAAUCAUCCAUACCGAUGCCAGCAUGGAGCCGUUGCUUGGUACUCAGGAAGAGAGCCAACAUAUUUCUGGUGGGUUUGAUUGUGUGUUUUUUAUUUAUGAUCUUCCUCAUGAUUAAACUACAGAGAGACACAGAGCAACCAUUUGAUAAUAAGGGAAAACAUGAAAACGAAGAGCCAAGGACAGUAGCUACUGUAGAUGACCAUAAGAUGGCUAUCUUGGUUCCUUUCAGAGACAGAUUUGAAGAGUUAUUGGAGUUUGUGCCAUACAUUCACAACUUUCUCAAUAAACAAGGAACCGCCCAUCAGAUUUUUGUGAUUAAUCAGGUGGAUGACUAUAGGUUUAACAGGGCAUCCCUCAUUAAUGUUGGUUUUCUGGAAAGUCAGAAGGACUGUGAUUACAUUGCCAUGCAUGACGUUGAUCUGGUACCCGUGAAUCCAGCCAUAACCUACCCAUACCCCCGGACAGGAGUCUAUCAUGUCGCCUCCCCAGAGCUCCACCCCCUGUAUCACUACCCAAAGUUUGUGGGAGGGAUUCUGCUUCUCACAAGGGAUGCCUUCGUCAGUACGAAUGGCAUGUCUAAUCGUUUCUGGGGUUGGGGAAGGGAAGAUGAUGAAUUCUACGUCAGAAUGCACCAUCAGGCACUAGAGAUUGAGAGACCAGAGGGGAUCACCACAGGUAACCAGACAUUCCGACACAUCCACAACCGAAGGAAACGCCCACGAGAUAACUACAGAUAUUUUGGACAAACACAGAAAACAAGUCGUCUUGACAGAGAGACAGGAGCCAGUAAUGUCCGUUAUACUGUAAAGAGCCGAGUAGACAUCACAGUGGAGGGGGCACCUGCCAGAAUUAUCAGUGUUGUGUUGAAUUGUGAUUUAAAGGCCACACCAUGGUGUUUAAAGCCACAGUACCACUCUGUGUACAAAUCUAAAGGACUGAUACCGUAAAGUGUUCAUACACAAAGUACCCAUACCAAGGGGUCAUGUACAAAGGACUGAUAUAGAGUAAAGGGGUCAUAUACAAAGUAUCCCUACAAAGGGGUCAUAUACAAAGUAUCCCUACAAAGGGGUCAUAUACAAAGACUGACAUCGUAUCAUAAAGGGGUCAUGUGCAAAGGACUGAUAUCAAAGAGUAAAGGGGUCAUAUACAAAGCACUGAUAUCAUAGAGUGAAGGGGUCAUAUACAAAGACUGAUAAUGUAAUGUAAAGGGGUCAUGUACAAAGGACUGAUAUAGAGUAAAAGGGUCAUAUACAAAGUCUGAUAUCGUAUUGUAAAGGGGUCAUGUACAAAGGACUGAUAUCAUAGAGUACAAAGCACUAGACUGUUGUACACAGGAUGCCUGCCUAUAGAAAUAAUUAAUACCACAGAGUACAGCCUGUUUGUGAUAAUUAGGACUCUUAGAAGUCUGUAAAUAGACCUGAUGUUUGUCACAGCUGGAGCAUUAAUCAAGAAGGCAACACUCAAGGCCAAAUAAUUUGCUACUGUUGAUAUAAUGCUAGCAGCACAGCAUCUAAUAUUCUUUACAGGUGCAAGAGCUUGAUGCACAAUAUUUUCAUUGCAACUGGUUGCCAUAAUUAUUGUGUGGUGAAAAAGGACUUUAAAUCAGAGCUCUCAACAGCUCUCUUCAUGAAAUCAACUGAUACACAACAUUUAUAGUGCUAAUUACUGUAUCCAUAAGAAUACAUUACCUUUAUGAACUUUAUUAUGCGCAAUCCAUUUCUUGAAGAAAAUGAAAUGCAUAUCAGAGAGUGUGAAGUGAAAGUUUGUUGAUUUACAAACAGAAUGUGUAUGUACUAACUACUUAAAAAUCAAAGAAAUCAAUGAGUGCCAAAUAUUGUAAUUGAUCAGCUACUUGUACAAACUAAGCCACAGUGACAUUACGAUUGAACAGCUACUGUAAAAACUAAGCCACAGUGAUACUAGUAUUACGAUUGAACAGCUACUGUACAAACUAAGCCAGAGUGUUGUUUUUAGAAAAAGAUGAUAUAUAAACUAGGUGUCUUGCACUGUAGAUGAAGUCACAAAAGACUGGGAACUUACAGCAGUGAAAAAAAUCAGCAGCAACAAGUGCCUGGAUUCUCUAAAGCUUUAUUUGAUAAAGAAGUGGCUGUUUCUUUAUAUCAAAGAAUCUCAAAUUUGUAAUUGAACCAAAUCAGAUAAAACAGACAAACUUUUUGGGCAUAUUCUUUUAGAAAAGGGACUGUGUGCAAUAAUAUAACUAUGAAUGUAUGAUUUUUAGAAAUUGAAAACAAAGUUUUAUUUCUACAGAAAAAGUUGAAUGUUUCAAGCUUUAGAUGAAAAUGUUUUUAUACCAAGACCUUCUCUGUAAUUUGAUUUUCUGUGAA